Delphinapterus leucas (beluga whale) is the source of this 2357-nucleotide messenger RNA. RefSeq names its product G protein-coupled receptor 174 (gene GPR174). Gene Ontology annotation, molecular function: G protein-coupled receptor activity. The record is from RefSeq and is a predicted model, not a curated record. Gene Ontology annotation, cellular component: plasma membrane. Lineage: Eukaryota; Metazoa; Chordata; Mammalia; Artiodactyla; Monodontidae. Gene Ontology annotation, biological process: positive regulation of Rho protein signal transduction; phospholipase C-activating G protein-coupled receptor signaling pathway.
UUUCUUUCUUUCUCUCUCUCUCUUUCUUCCUUCCUCCCUUUCUUCCUUCCUUCCUUCUUUCCUUCCUUUCUUUCUUUCUCUCUUUCCUUUUCUGGGGUGGUAGUGAAGGGGGAUUGGAUUGGUUGUUCUCAGAACAGGGAGCUGGAAUUGAUGCACAGAUCAGUAGUGUCCUUGUUGGAGUGGCUGUCACAUGAAUUUUUUGGAGAUCUCUGGAGAAAACAGAAAGAAAUUGAAAUGGCAUGAAUGAAUUAAACCAGCCAGAAUCCCUAUGGCUUCUUCAGGGGACCCUAUCACUCUGAUUAAAGAAUUUCCCCAACACUGGAGAAAACAGUCUUUUAGUCUCUCAGCAAGAUUUUGUGAAUACCAGUGUACAGUUUUUUCGACAUCAUUUACCAGCUCUGACUUUGUUUCUCACUUUUUAGUUUACGACACAUAACUGAAAAUGUCCCAGAAAGAUGAUCCAUCCAAGUUAAUCAUCUGUGAAGAGUUGUGGACCCACUGAGUACUAAAGCAAACCUUUCUUCUAUGUGAGCCAAAAAAAUGAAAAACAGCCUGCCAAACACCAGUAAAGAGAUGACUGUCAUCAUAUGGGAAUUUGAAGAGCUACUAUAUGGCACAUUUAUGAUCAAAUGGGAGAGGAUCAACUGUUAUGAUGUCCCAGAGGCCUUUUAACUGAGUAAAGAAGAAGGGAAAAUUAUAACAGCUUGUCAUCUGUGCUUGCACAUUAGACUUCAAUGUAGUUAAUGUAGACAAAUCCAAAGCAAACAUGCAGAUAGUUACUUGAAAAAAAACCCAAAUCAUGUAUAUAAGCCCAGACCAAUGCAAUAAAAAGGAGGUUAUUCUAUAUUCAGUCUCCCCAGCCCAUCGAUGAUCAGUCUUUUAGAAAGAGCAGCAGUAGAUUAUAAAUUCAGCUUUUUAACCACCAUUUAGCAAAGGCAGUUUCUCUAGAAAGAAACAUGCCUGCUAAUGACACAUGUGCUGGGACAGAUGGAUCCAAUACAGAUUUUCGGUACUUCAUCUAUGCAGUGACAUACACUGUCAUUCUUGUGCCAGGUCUCAUAGGGAACAUAUUAGCCUUGUGGGUAUUUUAUGGCUAUAUGAAAGAAACCAAACGGGCUGUGAUAUUCAUGAUAAACCUAGCCAUUGCUGACUUAUUACAAGUCCUCUCCUUGCCACUGAGGAUCUUUUACUACUUGAAUCAUGACUGGCCAUUUGGGCCUGGCCUCUGCAUGUUUUGUUUCUACCUGAAGUAUGUCAACAUGUAUGCAAGCAUCUACUUCUUGGUCUGCAUCAGUGUGCGAAGAUUUUGGUUUCUCCUCUACCCCUUUCGCUUCCACGACUGUAAACAGAAAUAUGACCUAUACAUCAGCAUUGCUGGCUGGCUAAUAAUCUGCCUUGCCUGUCUGCUAUUUCCACUCCUCCGAAGCAGCGAUGACACCCCUAGCAACAGAACAAAAUGCUUUGUGGAUCUUCCUACCAGGAAUGUCAAUCUAGCCCAGUCUGUUGUCAUGAUGACCAUUGGCGAGUUGAUUGGAUUUGUCACUCCUCUUCUGACUGUCCUGUAUUGUACCUGGAAGACGGUUUUAUCACUGCAGGAUAAAUAUCCUGUGGCCCAAGACCUUGGAGAGAAAAAGAAAGCCUUGAAGAUGAUUCUAACCUGUGCAGGAGUUUUCCUAAUUUGCUUUGCACCUUAUCACUUCAGUUUUCCUUUAGAUUUCCUGGUCAAGUCCAAUGAAAUUAAAAGCUGCCUAGCCAGAAGGGUGAUUCUCAUAUUUCAUUCUAUUGCCUUGUGUCUUGCUAGUCUGAAUUCCUGCCUUGACCCAAUCAUAUACUACUUUACCACUGAUGAGUUCAGAAGACGGCUUUCAAGACAAGAUUUGCAUGAUAACAUAAAACUCCAUGCAAAAUCAUUUGUGAGCAGCCAUACCACUUCUACCUUGACAACUGAACUAUGUUAAAAAAAAAACUGGAUGUGGACUGAAACUUAAGCUAUAAAAUUUCAGUGACAUACUAUACACAUAUGAUCUCAACUAGAGCCAGCAGUUGUAUCUGUGAACCUAAGACAAAGAGAGACUAUUAGGUUGAAGUCAUUAUAAACACUUAGUUUUGUUACAAUGGACAUUGAGUUUCCUUGUAUUUAGAAGCAAUGUAAUUGUCUAUUUAUACUAGUAAUCACAGUUUAUAUCCCAAUAUCAUAUUUUAGUUGUCUUUAAGUAGGAUGGACAUUAUAUUAUUCUGCAAAAACAGUGUUAAAAUCAUGGACCUUUUUUUUUUUUUUUUUUGUGGUACGUGGGCCUCUCACUGUUGUGGUCUCUCCCGUUGUGGAGCACAGGCUCUGGACGUGCAGGCUCAGCAGC